AUGUACUCUUCUCUUCUUUUGGUUUUUGUCUGUGCCGCUUUCGCCACCAUGAAUGAGACGAAGCCACCGAUGCCGGGAGCCCCCAUUGACAUCAAGGAUCCAAACAAUGAUCAAGAGCACAUGAAUCGCGUUUGGGGAGCCGUUAACGGUGAAUUAAACAAUCAAGCCAGCAACAACGGACCCUAUCACUUUGUUCCAAUUAAGAUUCUAUCUGCCAAGUCGCAAGUGGUGGCCGGAAUGAAGCACAUCUAUGAGGUCCUUGUUGGCGAGAGCAACUGCAAAAAAGGAGAAAUGCAAGCCACCGAGCUCACACAAGCCAACUGCAAGCUCCGUGAUGGAGCCAAUCGAGCCAUCUACAACUUGUCGGUGUGGGAGCGACCAUGGGACAACUUCACUCAAUACACCGCAGAGAAAGUUCGCACUGUUGAUGCCAAGGAAACCUUC
Molecule: messenger RNA, 444 nt
Organism: Mesorhabditis belari
Lineage: Eukaryota; Metazoa; Nematoda; Chromadorea; Rhabditida; Rhabditidae
Source: the annotation of a GenBank genome assembly